AUGCCGAAGGUGUUCAGAUAUCUGAAAACGGCCCUUGCGCCAAACAUCGGAAACGCACAACCACGGGAGUCUGUCGACAACAGUAAUGCGUCGCGCAAAGCAUCCUUCACAUCUUCGGCCGACGAUGCAUGGCUGCCAGACUUUGAUCCGCUUACGAUUUCGGCCUUUGAGCUUUCUGAACUCAUGAAUGCACAAGCUCUCACGAGUGUACAGAUUGUGCGGUUGUAUUUGAAGGAAAUUGAACAGCACAACAGAAGAGGAAGACAGUUACGUGCAUUGAUUUCGGUCGCGCCAAAGCAUGAAGUGAUCAAGAUGGCUAGGAAGCUGGAUGAUGAGCGGGCAAGAGGCAAGAUAAGAGGCCCAUUACAUGGUAUCCCGAUAGUGUUGAAAGACAAUAUCAUGACCGAUGAGAAGCUAGGCAUGGAUACCACAGUUGGAUCGUACGCUUUCGUAGGAUGCAUACCCAAGAAAAGCGCAACAAUUGUCGAAAGACUGAUCAAACGCGGCAUGAUCAUCAUCGGAAAAUCGAACCUGACUGAAUUCUGCGGUCUCAAGAACCCUUCUAUGCCUCCUGGAUGGUCAGCAGUCGGUGGACAGUGUCAGUCGCCGUAUGUCUCAAGACACAUCGCGAAAAGAAAGCUACACUGGGAGCUUUCCGCACCGGGAGGAUCAUCAACUGGAUCUGCAGUCGCAGUAGCCUCAGGUUUCAGCACCCUGGCCAUCGGAACAGACACCAUCGGAUCGUUAAUCACGCCCGCAAACCGAGCCGCGCUCUACGCUCUGAAACCAACAGCUGGGCAGAUACCAAUGGACGGCAUCUUCAACCUGAGCAAGACAUUCGACGCCGUCGGAGGCAUGGCCAAAUCAGCAAAAGACCUCGUAGCGCUAAUGGACGCCAUGAUGGUUCCCACCAACCGCGAAGAACACGCAAGCAGUCCACACAGAUCGUUCAAGAUCAAGCCGGAUUUCGGGACGCUCCGCAUCGGUAUCUGCGAGCCGAGUAUUUGGAAGGCGUGGCGUAAAAGCGGGCGGAUCAAUGCUGACGCCGAGCGAUUCAUGACGCAGAAAUACGAUAUGAUUGUUCAGAGCAUGAUCGAGAUGGGUGUUGAUGUCGUGUAUCCGGUGGAGUUGCCGAACCAAUCGAGUUUGACGAUUGAUGGCAAGAACUGCUUUGAGCCUGUUGUUUACUCCGAGUUCAAAGAUUGUCUAGCAGAGUUCAUCCGCGACUUCAAAGUCACAAAGAUGCACUCGCUGGCCGAAAUUAUCAACUUCAACCUCGACCACCCCGAACUCUGCCUCCCACCCACCUGCCCCGACCAAAACGACCUAAUGGCCGCCCUCCAAUCCACAACCAAACGCGAAGAAGUAAACGCCGCACGCCAACACCUCCAAACCGCCGGCGGCCCCGAAGGCCUCGACUACCUCUUCACAACCCUCUCCCUCGACCUCAUCGUCGCCCCCGGCGACGCCCCCCUUUCCGCCCUCGCAGCCGCAGCCGGCUACCCCACCGCCGCCUGUCCCUUAUCCGCGCUCAAACUAAACGGCCAACCCUUCGGCAUAACCCUCGCCUCACGCCCACACACCGAACACACCCUCCUCCACUUCCUGACCGCCUACGAAAACAUCUUUCCGCCCCGCGCGCUCCCCAUGCCGUUGAGUUCGGUGCCGCUCCAGGAUCCGCACCCGGAGCCGUUGCCUGAUCAGCCUAUUGUCGAUUUGAUAUUGCAUGAGUGGGAUACGAGGCGCUUUAGCUGUAGUGCGGAUGCGUUGGCGGAUUGGCUUAAUGCGAGAUGGCGGAAGAGUGGGUAUGAGUUGAGUGCGGAGACGGUUUGUGAGGUGCUGAGGAGUAAUGGGCGGAUUGCGUUUAGGGGGCUGGGGGAUGAUGCUGAGGGCGCGUUUUCGAGGUGA
Molecule: messenger RNA, 1908 nt
Organism: Alternaria infectoria
Lineage: Eukaryota; Fungi; Ascomycota; Dothideomycetes; Pleosporales; Pleosporaceae
Exons: 6
Coding region: 1-1908 (635 amino acids)
Source: RefSeq, a predicted model, not a curated record